UUUGUCGGGCCAACAAAACGUCGGCUGUGACGUAAUAUCCGGCAAACAUCCAACAUGGACGCCAGCGGUCUGAAACUGAAAUUGUGGGAGAAUGGACCAAAACCGGGCCAGUUUUAUUCAUUCCCGGGCAGCAGCAGCGUUGGAUGUGGUCCUGUUCGACAUACACUGAACCCCAUGGUCACUGGAACGUCAGUGCUGGGGGUGAAGUUCACAGGUGGUGUCGUGAUCGCUGCCGACAUGUUGGGGUCGUACGGCUCGCUGGCAAGAUUUCGCAAUAUCUCCCGCAUCAUGAAGGUGAACAACAGCACCAUCCUGGGAGCUUCAGGAGACUAUGCCGACUACCAGUACCUCAAACAGGUCAUCGAGCAGAUGGUCAUUGAUGAGGAGCUGUUGGGGGACGGUCACAGCUACAGUCCCAAGGCAGUCCACUCCUGGCUCACCAGAGUCAUGUACAACCGCCGCAGCGCCAUGAACCCUCUGUGGAACACCGUGAUCAUCGGUGGCUUCUACAACGGAGAGAGUUUCCUUGGUUACGUGGACAAGCUGGGCGUGGCCUACGAGGCCCCCAUGGUGGCAAGUGGCUUUGGUGCCUAUUUGGCUCAGCCUCUGAUGAGGGAGGCAUGUGAGAACAAGCCUGAGCUGAGCAAACAGGAAGCGCGAGAGCUGGUGGAGCGCUGCCUCAAAGUGCUCUACUACAGAGACGCUCGCUCCUACAACAGAUAUGAGAUUGCCAUCGUAACAGCAGAGGGCGUUGAGAUCAUCGGACCGCUGUCUUCUGAAACCAACUGGGACAUCGCUCACAUGGUCAGUGGCUUUGAGUGACCACAAAGGGGAGGACGUCUUCAAACGUCUCAUGCAUCUGUUUGGUCCCCUAAAAAUCCUUGUCACUUUUGUAUCAUUGAAAAUAAAUGUGUUAAAUAAAAAAAUGACUGUUUUUGGAAA
Molecule: messenger RNA, 942 nt
Organism: Doryrhamphus excisus (bluestripe pipefish)
Lineage: Eukaryota; Metazoa; Chordata; Actinopteri; Syngnathiformes; Syngnathidae
Gene: psmb4
Product: proteasome 20S subunit beta 4
Cellular component (GO): cytoplasm; proteasome core complex
Source: RefSeq, a predicted model, not a curated record